GUUAGCGAGCCAGUCAGCGAGGCAUCUAUCCGGCGAACGCCAGCUGGCAAUCAGGCGGCUCGUCAGACAGCGUGAGCCAACGACCGUCGUUAGCAACGGUGCCUGCGAGAAUGACAGCUACGGCGAGCUUCGCCUGCCUCUCCGUCGCCGGUGCCUGUAACGCGUUGGCCCUGGUCCUGUUGCUGUUGAUACCGCUGCAAUGUGUGCCGGGAUCUCAGGCGUCUUCGCUUGCCGACAUGGAGAUGGAUUACGCGCACAGCCACUGCCGGAAGAUCGACCUGCCGCACAUCUACCGCAAGCCCGGUGAGCCCGUCUACUUCUCCAUGGAAGGCUCGUACGACCACUUCUACUACUGCAAAGAGCAGAGGGCCACGCGCGUCGACUGCACUCCCGACCUCGUGGACCAGAUUUGCACGAACACAGGUGCGCCUACUGGCACUGCUCUGCCGGUCAACAUUCAGAGCUGUACAGGGUUUCCCAACUAUCAUGCAGCAAGAUAUAGAAAUGUGCAAAUACCACGUAGCUCGACGGAACCAAGGUAAUGCUGUUUCUCGUCG
Molecule: messenger RNA, 557 nt
Organism: Dermacentor albipictus
Lineage: Eukaryota; Metazoa; Arthropoda; Arachnida; Ixodida; Ixodidae
Source: RefSeq, a predicted model, not a curated record